Molecule: messenger RNA, 2588 nt
Organism: Hyalella azteca
Lineage: Eukaryota; Metazoa; Arthropoda; Malacostraca; Amphipoda; Hyalellidae
Exons: 5
Coding region: 943-1377 (144 amino acids)
Source: RefSeq, a predicted model, not a curated record
CCAUGUGGGAGACACAAUAGAUCAUUUCAUAUUAAGCUGUACUAAGUUCACUGGCCCAAGAGCACUAUUCAUGAGUGCGGUGACUGCACUGGGACUUCCUUGGGGUCUGCAAGCUGCCCUGGGUGCGGGUGUCACCAGCAAGCAGCGUCAUCAAAUUUUCUCAUACCUGCGGCACUACUUGCAGCAAUGUGGAGUGGUUGCUCAGAUGUAACUUGUAAUCAAUAAUUGAAUAGGCCCUCACUAUUGCCUGAUCCCUAAUAUUGAGUCAAACCUAGUUUGUUUUAUUUAUUUAGUAUUAUUAUUAUUUUUAUUUUAUUUUAUUUUUUUUUCCACUGACUCCAAUCUUGCAUGUCUACAUAUCUUCUAUUGGUUGGUCUAGUUUUGCAUGCAGCACCAUGAUGUCAUGAUGCUACUCUACGUCGCUGCAAAGAGGCAUGUUGCACCAUCUUGCAUGCUCCAUUUUAUUAUUUUUUUUUAUUUAUACUUAUUAUUAUUAUUAUUUUUUUUUUCUUCUACAUUCUGAAGCAUGUGACAAGUGUCCGGUACUAGUUGAUGACACUUCCCUGCCUGGAGUGCUCUGGCUUGUGGCUGGGCCCAAGCUUUCUCCUGUUGCCCCCAACUAAUGACUGAGAUCAGGCUGGGCAGUGCAUUAGCACUCGAAGCCUUCAAAUCCAAAUCAUCAUAACGUGUUUCUCGCGCCGUUAGAUUCAUCGCGCUGCGUUGGUUCUAGUGGUGGCUGGGUUAUGUCGGAUAACUACGUAUAUUAGUUUUGACAGCGCUCAGGUUGAAAGUAAUUUGUCCCGUCAAGGUUUCAACUAUUGAACUAACAUGAGAUUGGUUAGCAAAUGGGAUCGAAUUUCGUGAUUGCCAUGGAUCUGUUUUGUUGAAGAAUCUUGUCAUCCCUUUGCUGUCAUUGUUUGAAAUUGGACAUAUGAUGCCACCAUGAGCAGUAAAUUUGAGAAGCUCAACAAAUACGUCGGCGAGUUGAAAUGCAUCAAGCAGCAAUUGAUCAACACUCCUAUGUUGGAUAAACUUUUGGAUGCUGAGAUUCUUUCACGCGAGAAGAUUAUGAGGAACUUUGCAUUAGAAAAUAAGAGGCAUGAGUUGUUGAAGAGCAUUGCUAAGGUGCAGGAGAUCUUGACAGAAACCAGUCAGCAGUCAUUCAGACAGCAUCUUGAAAAGCAAAUGGCAUCCCUUCAGGAGGAAGUUGAUCUUAUUCAAAUUGGGUCCCCUGGAGUGGAACUCCCUGCUGAUGAAUUCAAGAAGAGGCUUAUUGAAUGUGAAGAGACGAUAGCCAUCACCAUCUACAAACUUGAGAGUCAAGCCGCUGCAGGGAAUAUUCAUUCCCAAACUGACAACGACUCAACAAGAUCCUGAGGCUGUCAAAGAAAAGCUUGCUGCAGCUGAUUUUGAUCUAGAUACAAGAAAUCUUGCUCCAGAAGUUACCAGCCUUGAUCCUGUGUCUGCCACAAAUUAGGAAGCAGCUGAAUCAGAAGCAGAGCAAAAAUCCCUCAUGAUUGCUCAAACUCCUCGAAUAAUGCACUUUAUGGUUAGUGUUUUUAUCUCGAUUCAUCAGAAACCCAAUACUCAAUUGACAGACCCUGGUAACUUUUUUGUAGCUUUGUUGUAACUGAAUGACAUAUUUGUGGUGGGGUUUUAAUGUUCGUCCUGCUUUAUUUAUGAUGGAUGCUUAUGAUUUGACAAGAACCUACAACAGAUAGUAAUGAUGAAGGAAUAACUGGUUCAAGGAAUUCAUGGGGAUGAGACAAUCACUUUGAAAUUUCAGAGAAGCAGAGACAAGUUUUAUUCUGGCUUAUAUGCCUUGAUCAGCGUGCCAUAGUUUUACAAUGGCAGUCAAAUAUAUACCAUAUAAGUCAUUUACUGGGCUUUUCGACAGUAAGAUUUAUCCAUUUGGAACAAAUUUAAGCUUAGAGCAUAUUUUGUUUACUUUUCUAUGGUUAAAGUUGAUAUAUUUAAUAAGCAUGCAUGAUCAAUUCACCUGUUGGAAAUAAAGUUUAUUUACUGACAUUAUAUGAGGAGUAUUUUGUUUUAGCUUACUUCCAGUUUAUCUUGAAGAUAUAUUUGUACAUUGUUGCUGUGAUCAUAGAACAGGUAUAUAUGGUAGAACUGGUAUUUGCUUGAUAGACUAAAAUUUCUGCUACUAAACUUAUUUUGCAAAAUAAAUAGCUUCAGCUGCAACUAGUGAGAGAAUAAUCCAGUUUGUUUAAGCUAGCAUGAAACUGAUGUGCAGACACAUAAAGAUAAAGACUAAGAAGGAACGUGAUAAAUUCAGGCACUUGUACAACGUAUUGUAAUGUGGCCUGCACAGAGAAGAGAUCUUCUAUGAACUUACAAACGUAAAUAAGACAGCUGACAGAAAUAUCUAGUUUUUGUGCAAGGCCCAAGUGAACAACUCCCUAUGUAAAUGUGGAAAUCUAAAACUCAUUAUGAUUAGGAAGGAACUUUUAGUAUUUUGGAUGCUAAAAAGAUGCUCUCAUGAUCCUGCUUUGACGUAAGAGCAUUGCUUUCCAUGCUAAAUUUUCAAGUGUAAUUGAAAAAUAAUAAUAUUUCUUACAUUUUUUUCUGUC